CACCCGCAAUACGUCCUGGCUGUGGCGCUGGUGCUGUGCCUGGCUGCCGCUCCGUGGUCGGCCCAGGCAGCAAAGGGCUAUUUUUCUGCUGCAGACGCAACCGCUCUGCAGUCGUCGGCUGCCGCCGUCCUCACCGACAGCUCGGCCGCUGUGGAGGAUGUGGCCGCUGCCGUCAAGGUUCUGACUGCUGUGGGUGCUCAGCUGCCUCACGGCGUCUGUGCCGCCCUCAACAAGGCUGCGGCUGGCGCUCAGAAGCCGGUCCUCGUGGCGGCUGCCGUCAAGGCCCGCGCUGCCGCCAGCUGCACCCCGCUCGCCUCGGACGCUGAACUCGCUCUCCUCACUGAUGCUGCCGAUGCGGAUAACGCUGUCGAUCUGGCAGCGGGCAUUGACGGGCUGAUGGCGGCGGGCAAGUCGGUGCCAGCCGGUGCCCUUGACGCGCUGCUCGAGUUUGCCGACGAGGACGCCACCUUCCGGGCGGCGGCCGACGACGAGUACGGCUCGAUUGCAGUGGCUGGCAAGGUUCUGCCGGUGGUGGCUGCGGCGCUGGACGCCGGCGUCGAGGCCGACGCCGACGCGCUCGACGGCCUGGCCUCGGGCCUCGAGGACCUGAUGGCACUCGCCGAGAGCUCGGCUGACGGCCAGCUGCUCUCGUUCUACGACUCGCAGGCGCCGUCUGUGGACCCGCUGGUGACGACCGGUGGCGUGCUCGGCUCGCUGGAGGCGCUCACGGCUGCGCUCAAGACCCCGGUCCCGCUGUCGAAGGCGCAGGUUGCAGCGCUCUCGCGGUAUGUGCUGGCGCGCAAGGGCGUGUCGGCUCCGGAGCUCGGUGCGUCGCUCCUCGACGCGCUUGCCUUUGUGCAGUCCAACUCGGUCGGUCUUCCGCUCGUCAUCUCGGUUGUCCGCUCCUCGGUGGAGCUCUCGGCCAAGGGUGCCGAGGCCGCCGUGGUGGUGGCGGUGACCGAUGUCCGCGGCAACGCAGUGACCGGUGCCAGCGUGGUGCUCCAGUCUGCACGCGCGGCGGCUGAGCCGGACACGGUCCUCUUUGCCAACCAGGAGCUCGAGCCUGCGGCCGGCGUCACCGGUGGCUUUGCCUUUCCGCUCCUGCAGGCUAAGCCUGCACCCGGGUACUACAUGCUUGAGUUUUCUGCGAGCGCCGGCGCCAAGACGCUGCCUGCGACUACGGUGAUCGACGCCAAGGUGGUGACCGAUGCCGAGGUCAAGACCUGCUCGCUGGCACUGGUGCAGGACGAUGUCGGCGGCUCGGAGAAGGUCAAGUACCCGUGCGCGGCCGGCAAGAAGGUGCCUGACGUCAUUGCCGCCGACUCGUUCCACGAGCUCGACCUCGCCCUCGCCAUCCGCUCGUCAGUCUCCAAGCGCCCGCUCACCCCACACCAGGUCUUCCUCCGGUUUGUCAACGAGGCCACCGGCGUCGACACCGUCUUUGUGGUGCCGGCCAAUGAGGCCGAGACCGGCCACAAGCUGACGGUUGCCUUUGGCGCCGCCGCGCCCGAGUUUGGCUCGCUCUCUGGCCGCUACACCGCCCAGAUCGUCAUCGGCGACGCCUUCCUCACCCAGGCCAUUGUCUGGGAGCUGGCCACCUUUGACCUGUACUUUGGCGCCGACGCCCCCGUGGCAGCUGCGGCCUCCUCGGGCGCCCUCCCGGACAUUGUCCACCAGUUCCGCCAACCCGAGGCCCGCCCGCCGGCCGCCAUCUCGAUGGCAUUUACCGCCGCCACCCUCGCACCGCUCCUGGUUCUCGGAUUCCUUCUCCUCCGGGCCGGCGCGAACAUUGCCAACUUCCCCACCAGCCAGCCGCUCAUGAUCCACGCCGUGGCCUUCCACGCCACCAUCGGCGGCAUCGUCCUCCUCUACGUCACCUACUGGCUCCAGCUCACCAUGUUCCAGACCCUCGGCUACCUCGCCAUCCUCGGCACCGCUGCUCUCUUCUUUGGCAAGGCCCUCCUCUCCAACCACACCGCCUUCCGCCUCACCGGGCCCAAGCUGCACUCUGAGUAA
This is a messenger RNA of Thecamonas trahens ATCC 50062, 2016 nucleotides long. RefSeq lists its product as uncharacterized. Gene Ontology annotation, biological process: protein N-linked glycosylation. The annotation marks the transcript as partial. Lineage: Eukaryota; Apusomonadida; Apusomonadidae. Gene Ontology annotation, cellular component: membrane; oligosaccharyltransferase complex. The transcript has a single exon. The record is from RefSeq and is a predicted model, not a curated record.